UCGUCCAUUUCCAGCUAGUACAGCUAAUGAAAGGACAAAAGACGAAAUAAAUGAGGGCAAUAAAAAUAUGGAAUGGCAGCCCUCUGUUUCUAGCUACAGCCAAUGACUUGGUAAUCAAAUUCUCCUAUAUAUACCGCACCAACUCAACCCCAAUCUCCAUCCAUUACCACAUCACCCUCAUUUUUCCUCUCCUCGCUUAGCUUUUCUCCUCCCUGCUAGCUUAACUCCUUGCCGUGGGUAGCCAUGGCGGCGGCGAAGUCAAACCAACUCAGCACCCUUGUGGCCAACAUGUUCGCUGCGGGUUUGCUGGAUGAUCAGUUCCGGCAACUUGAGAUGCUCCAAGACGAGGGCAACCCAGACUUCGUUGCGAAGGUUGUCAUGCUUUUCUGCGAGGAGGGUGAGCGUAUCAUUGGCGAGCUCGCCAAGCAAUUGGACCAACCAUGUGUGGACUAUGGCAAGGUGGACACAUUUGUGGAUCAGCUCUGGGGAAAUAGUUUAUAUGUUGGUGCUCGGAGAGUGAAGAAUACUUGCAUUCAGUUCCAUGAGUGUUGUCAGGAGAAGAGCAACAUUGGGUGCCUGAAGGCACUGGAUUCUGUGAGAAAUGAUUUCUAUGAUCUGUGCAGCAUGUUCAUACCAUAGGCUUCAG
Triticum urartu is the source of this 646-nucleotide messenger RNA. NCBI's taxonomy places the organism in Eukaryota, Viridiplantae, Streptophyta, Magnoliopsida, Poales, Poaceae. The record is from RefSeq and is a predicted model, not a curated record.